AUGAAUAACUGGAUAACUUCCCAAUCUACUGUUACAAAUGAAACUGCAUUUAUGAAUGAAUGUAUAAACAGACGCGACAAGCUUGAAAAGUAUUUCUUACAAUAUGAAAAUAUUCAAGGUCAAAUUGAAAUGCUUAUUGAAAACUCUCAGGAUGAAUUAUCAGAUAACGAAGACAUAGACUUAGUUGAGAAAAAAUACUUCACAACUAAUUCUGAACUAUCUAGAAUGAUUGAUGAAUUGACAUCGAACGAUAAUUCAAACUCUCAGAGUCAAACUAAUAAUAAUUGUAAUAUCGACGUCAAGUUACCUGAUAUUUUCUUGCCUAAAUUUAAGGGUCAGACGUCAGAGUGGCCUUCAUUCAUUCAACUCUUUGAAAAUCUGAUUAUUUCUAACAAUAGCUUAACAAAUAUCAAAAAAUUGCUAUAUUUAAAAGCUUCCCUUUCUAACGAGCCCUUGCAAUUGAUAGACGAUAUAGAACUUUGUGAUGACAAUUUUCAAAUAGCUAUAGAUACUUUAAAACAAAGGUAUGAUGAUCAAAGUGUUCUACUGUAUAACUUAAUUGAUCAAAUAUACCAACAAAAACCUGUGAGCAAAACUUGCCCUACGCUUUUACAUAAAAAACUAGAUCUACCAACUCGUAAAUUAUUUGAGCAAAGUAAAAAACAAGGUAAAAUCCCGUCCCUUGAGAAUUUUUUCGAUUUUUUGAAACAACGUAGUGGUAUUCUAGAGCGCACUCAAAAUAUUCAAGCUUCUACUUCUAAUUCAAAUGAUACUAAACAAAAGUUUAGUCCCAAAUAUUCGAAAACAACUGCUCACGUGAAUUCUAUGAUUCCUACAAACAGUCAAUCAGAUUGUUAUUAUUGUAAAAAUGCUUCACAUCGUAUCUAUACGUGUGAAUCAUUUAAAAAUUUGUCUAUCAGUGAUAAAUAUAAAUUCAUACAUUCGAAUAAUCUCUGUAAAAACUGUCUAGGAGGUCGCCACAUCACAAGGGAUUGUAAAUCUCUAAAAUCUUGUUCAAUAUGUCAAAAAAGACAUCAUACUUAUCUCCAUUCUGACUCUUUCCGUGCAAAUGAUAAUGCACAUAAUAAUAAUAAUGGUUCUAUUUCCCAAAACCGUUAUAACAACUCACAAUCUAUUCACUCCAAUGUACAUACGACAAAUGGUCAGCAUCAUCACACCAAAUCGAUGAAUAAUCGAAAUAAUAACUUUAAUCGUCAAAUUGACGAAAAUUCACAUUCUCACCAGGCUACUGAUAAUCGACAAAAUCCUUCUAGACCACAGAAGAAUUAUGAUAAUGCUGAAACCAACGAAAACUCACAAGAUAAUAAUUCUAACGUAUCUGCUAUACAAACACAAUCCUUAUCUGCUCUAUCCACUGAAUGCCACGUGCUUCUAGCUACGGCUAAAAUAAUUAUGUAUGACUCUCACAAUAACCCAUUUAAAACUACUAUUCUGCUAGACAACGGUUCCCAAAACUCAUUUGUUUCACAAGAACUAGUAAAUAAACUACAAUUGAAAACGUUUGAAAAAAACACUGCAAAUUUCCGGCAUAUCACAAACAGUAUCAACCACAAAUAA
Messenger RNA from Diorhabda sublineata, 1578 nucleotides. RefSeq names its product GATA zinc finger domain-containing protein 14-like. The record is from RefSeq and is a predicted model, not a curated record. The coding region runs from base 1 to 1578 and encodes 525 amino acids. The transcript is spliced from 2 exons. Lineage: Eukaryota; Metazoa; Arthropoda; Insecta; Coleoptera; Chrysomelidae.